AUGACACACAGAUUCAAUGCAUUCAAUGAUACCCCUCGAGGGAACCAUUGGAUGGGAGCAUCUCCCUCUCGUCAUAAUAUUAAUGCACCUUCAUUUGACAGAGGUAACAUACUGGAAAGCGACCAAACGCGACAGUCACACGGCGUAGAAAGAAAUCCAUCUGCUUCAAACAAUACCAAGGAUAGUACUGGUAGUAUGAAUAGUGCCAAUCCUUUGAAUGAUAAAAAGUUUAAUGUUAAUGAUCCAAAUGUACAAUUAUAUGUGGAAUCUUUGCCCUUACUAUCGACAGAGAUUUUAGAUGUUUCAAAACAAAGAAGUUUAGCAUUAGUUACCUUUUUAAUAAUACAAGCAUACAAGAUAUAUGAUCUUAUAUUGUUAAAGAGUGGAUUAACGGUUUCUGGCUUAAGUUCCCAUAAUUCUUAUUUCAAUUUCUUAUCGAAAUAUUUUAUUAUAGACUCUUUGUUUUUAUAUUUCUUACCCAGUUUUAAGAUACCAAGAUUAACUUUUAAAAAAUAUGUGACAUAUUUACAAAUACUAGUAAUGGCAGUGUUGACUAUUUUCCUCUCUAGGGAACAAGAUUUCUUCAUUGUUAUUAUGAUAUUAUCAAGAUGGAAAAAAUUAUAUUUUCAAAAAGAAUUAACAGUAACAGGAGCAUCCAUCAAUAGACAUCAAAAAUUAAUUGAUUAUUCAUCUCAUUUCAAAGGUGCUUUGACUAUUAAAAUUUUACCUGAAAAUACUGCAAUGUUAAAUCCAUUACAUGAAUCAUAUUGUUUGCCGUUAGACUCCUCGUUUACCUCAUUAAUUGAUAAUGAAAAUAGAGGCACUCAAGUUAAUAUCCCUGUUAGGAUCAAUUCCACCGAAGAUAUUAAAUUGAUUGAAUUAGAGUAUAGAGAUUUUUAUACAAAUGAAAUUCAAUUGAAAAAUUUAACAACAAAAGAUUUCCAGAAGAUUUUAAAUCCUUCUUCCCUUCUAUCUAAAGAUAGGAGUCUAUAUGAAAGCGAUAUUGUAAAUGGUCAGGAUUCAACAGUAUCUUCAGGAGAUAAAAAAUCUACUAUGCGUUACAUUAAUAUCCCACUUAAGCAAAUUGGGUUCUAUCAAAUCAAGAAAAUAAUUGAUACUAAAAAUUUAAACUUGAAAGUAUAUCAAUCUCAUGUGAUUGUACCACAUUGUCCAACCGCAACAAUGGUGGCCUCCGGGGAUUCAAACAGAUGCCUAGGUGAUAAAGAUGAAAUAAGUAUCGAAUUACAUGGUGUUCCACCUUUAAAGUUGAGUUAUUCUAAAGUAAUUGAUGAUAAGGUAUAUUCAUUUGUAGAUACUAAUUUAGAACCUGAAUUCUUUAAAUCACCAUUAAAACAAUCAAAUAUUCUCAACGCUAAGAAAACUUUUUCUGCUACUGAUUUGGAAGAUUUAACUUGGGCUCGUAAUCAUAAAGUGAUGAUUUCAUUAAAUUCAACCACUCUCUCUGAUGGUCAUUACACAUAUAAGAUCGAUAAAUUAAUAGAUCGAUUAGGUAACACGAUGGAUUUCACUAUGUUAUCUGAUCAAUUGAACAAAAAGUAUGAUCUUAUGAACGAAUUUGAUGUUUAUAAUCCACCAAGAGCAUCUAUGGAUGAAACAUUCAAUUCUGAUUCUCCAACUAAGAGGGAUAUCACUAUUAAUUUUGAACAUCUUAAAAAUUGGGAUAAAGAUUUACCACUUUCUGCUAAGGUGUCAUAUAUUGGAUCUAAUGGUCGAGAAGGUGACAAUAACGAAGUUGAAACUUUUGACGUCGAAUUGACCCAAUUGUCAAAAUCAUUCCAUGCUGAAAAACCUGGUAGGUACAUCCUGCAAUCCAUCAGUUCAAAAUAUUGUUCAGGUAUUAUUAUUGGGAAGUCUAGUAUUACAAUUUCUAAGCCAAUUCCACCUCAUUUGAAUGUCUCAUCUACUCCAAUCAUUGACCAGUGUAUAGGACAAGUAGGUCUAAACUUUGAUUUGAUGUUUACAGGUAUUCCACCAUUCCAUUACGGUGUUAAGAUUUUCAAAAUAGAUGGGGAAAGAAGGAAGCUUUUUGAAACUAAAAGAUUAAUCUCAAAGGGUUCAAGAAAUCAAUUUGCUUAUAAUCCAUCCACAGAAGGUCAUUACGAAAUUACAUUUGAUCAGAUAUCUAAUGAUCUAUAUAGGGAUCCGAUUGCUUUGAUACCAUCUGAAUUGUAUACAUUUGAGACAUCUAUGAGAGUUAAGCCAUCUGCUAGUAUAUCACUAAGGAACUAUAAGGAUUCAUUAAAAUUAUGUUUAAAUCAAAGAGCCAAGAUUCCAAUUGCUCUUCGUGGUGAACCUCCAUUUGCUUUCAAGUACGAUAUCCUUGAGACAACUACAAAUAACAAAAUGUCUUACUCGAUCGAAGAUGUUAAUUCUAAUGGUUAUGAAUUAAACACACCUGAAUUCAAUCUAGGUGGUGAUUACAUUGUUACUCUAGUAUCAGUUAAGGAUAACACGGGAUGUGUUGUAUCCUUAAGUGAGCCUGAUGUUAGAAUUAAGGUAAGAGGAGAUAUCCCUUCUGCCUCCUUUAACAGACUAAAUAGAGAUGGCUCCGAUAAUAGUAUUAGUAUCAAACAAAACACAGUAGUAGAUAUUCCAUUAAAAUUAUCAGGUGAGGGUCCCUUUAAGGUCAAAUAUCAACAUGUGGCUUUAGAUGGACGUGUCCUCGGUUCAUUUGAGAACAGGUUUGAGACCAGUUACAAGGCAGGCCUAAGGGUCAGCAAAGAAGGUUUGUAUAAGUUGUUAGAAGUAAGAGACUCUAGUUGUAGUGGUGAGAUUAUUCAGGGUGAAGAAUUGUUUAAAGUCAAUUAUUUGAAAAAACCUACAUUUACAAUUCAAGACAAAUUUUCAAAACUCAAGAAGAUUACGGAUUCUGUAUUUAUUAACCCUCCUGUUUGUCAAGAUACAGGUGAGACGAUUGAUCUUCUGUUAACGGGUUCGCCACCAUUCAUUUUAAAUUACGACCUUAUGAUACCUAAUGGCAAUGUGCUGAGCGAAAAGAUUCAGGUUGCUACAAAGUAUACAUCAUUGAAGAUACCUAAUAAUGAAGCUGGUGAGUUCGUUGUUACUAUAAAAAGUAUUUAUGAUUCUAACUAUGAAGAACAAGAAUCAAAAUCAGGUGCUACUAUAAAUAGUGACCCUAAUGAAAAGAUUAUCAAGCAAGUCGUAAAUCCAUUACCAUAUGUGGAAUUUGCUAAUCAAGAAAAGACAUUUAGAACAUGCUCUGCAAAUAUUGAUCAAGAGGCACUAUUAGAUCCAAUCAAUAUCAAACAGUACUCUGGUAAAGGCCCAUUCACCAUUGUAUUUAAUGUUUAUCAUGAAAGUACAAGCCGGACUGAAGAACUAACCCUUAAAAAUGUAUCAACAGACUCUUUCCCAUUCCAAAAGUUGUAUGAUGGUCUGAAAUUAGGAAAUCAUGUUAUAUCCAUUGUAAAGAUUACAGAUACAAAUGGUUGUGCUAACGAUUUGAGAAAUGUGCAGGAUACUCAAUUGAAGCGCUACGUUCGUAAUGGUAUUGAAAAUUUUAUUGGUGGUGAAGAUAACAAGAUAAAUAAGAACUACAUCUCUAUUUCAAUCACCGAUGUACCCAAAAUUCAUUUACUGGAUUCUCAAGUUGAAUAUUGCGUUGGAGAUUAUGUAACAUACCAAUUAAACGGUAUAGCUCCGUUCACGAUACAGUAUACAUUUAAUGAAGUUUCCUUAAGAACACAAGAACAUUCUUCGCAAUUUGUUAGAUUAGCAUCUGAGCCUGGUCUCAUCACUAUUGACUCCAUUGAGGACUCAACAGCACAAUGUUUAGUUAACUUUACUAAACCAGGAAUGGAAAAGGAUUUGAAGAGGUUGUCUUUGAAUGUCCAUCCAAUUCCAUCUGUCACAGUUUCGCAAGGUAAUUAUGUUGUUGAGGAUAUCCACGAAGGUGGACAAGCUGAAGUGUUAUUCUCUUUCGAGGGAACGCCACCGUUCUCACUGACAUAUGUUAGGACGGAAGACAUUGAGUCUGAUAAUAAUGGUAUUAUGAUGAGAAGGCCUCAAGUCGUUGAAACUCAUAAAGUAACAGAUAUAUUUGCAUAUCAGUAUAGAGUGGUAACUAGCUUACAAGGGACUUACGAAGCAAUUGAAAUUUCGGAUGCUUUCUGCUUUGCCAAAAAUGAUGCCUUUUUCGAUAACUAA
Molecule: messenger RNA, 4188 nt
Organism: Maudiozyma barnettii
Lineage: Eukaryota; Fungi; Ascomycota; Saccharomycetes; Saccharomycetales; Saccharomycetaceae
Gene: POM152
Product: Pom152p
Exons: 1
Coding region: 1-4188 (1395 amino acids)
Biological process (GO): protein import into nucleus; nuclear pore organization
Cellular component (GO): nuclear pore transmembrane ring
Molecular function (GO): structural constituent of nuclear pore
Source: RefSeq, a predicted model, not a curated record